AUGAGCAAUAAAGAAGGUGAGAUUGAUGAAGGUCUCUAUUCACGUCAAUUAUACGUCUUAGGUAAAGAGGCUAUGCUUAAAAUGCAGCAUUCUAAUGUUUUAAUCAUUGGUCUAAAAGGUUUAGGUAUCGAAAUCGCUAAGAAUGUCGCUUUAGGUGGUGUUAAAUCAUUAUCUAUAUACGAUCCAACUCCUAUUGUCAUUCAAGAUCUUUCUUCUCAAUUUUUCUUGAAUGAAAGUGAUAUUGGUAAACAAAGAGAUCAAGUAUCAAGAGAUAAAUUAGCAGAAUUGAAUGGUUAUGUUCCAAUUAAAGUAGUUGAAUCACUAGCUGAUCAUUCUAAAUUGUCUGAAUUUCAAGUCAUAGUUACAACUGAUACCAUGAGCUUGGAAGAAAAAAUUAAAUUGAAUGAAUUCUGUCACCAAAAUAAUAUUAAAUUUAUCUCUACAGAAACCAGAGGUUUAUUUGGUAAUUUGUUUGUUGAUUUUGGUAAAGAAUUUACAGUUAUAGAUCCAACCGGUGAAGAACCACGUACUGGUAUUGUUUCGGAUAUUGAAGAAGAUGGUACUGUCACAAUGCUAGAUGAUAAUAGACAUGGUUUAGAAGAUGGUAAAUAUGUGAAAUUCAGUGAAGUUCAAGGUUUAGAAAAAUUAAAUGACGGUACUUUAUUUAAAGUCGAAGUCUUGGGCCCUUUUGCCUUCCGUAUUGGUUCUGUUAAGCAAUAUGGUAAAUAUAUUAAAGGCGGUAUCUUUACUGAAGUUAAAGUUCCCCAAAAGAUUUCUUAUAGAACUUUUAGGGAGAAUUUAACCGAACCUGAGUACACUUACUCAGAUUUUGCUAAAUUUGAUAGAUCUAGUCAAUUACAUUUAGGUUUCCAAGCUUUACAUCAAUUUCAAGUGAAGCAUCAAGGCCAAUUACCAAGACCAAUGAAUAAAGGAGAUGCUAACGAAUUGGUUAAAUUAGUGACUGAUUUAGCUGUUCAACAAACUUCUAUACUUGGUGAAGGCGUUGAAGUCAACGAAAAAAUAAUUACAGAGUUAUCUUAUCAGGCAAGAGGUGAUAUUCCAGGGAUGGUUGCUUUCUUUGGUGGUUUGGCUGCCCAAGAAGUUAUGAAAGCCUGUUCUGGUAAGUUUACCCCAUUAAAACAAAUUAUGUACUUUGAUUCAUUAGAAUCUUUACCUGACUCGAAACAAUUUCCAAGAACCGAAUCUACAACAAAACCAAUAUGCAGUCGUUAUGAUAACCAAAUUGCUGUCUUUGGUCAAGAUUUCCAGAAAAAGAUCGCUAACUCAAAAGUUUUUUUGGUCGGUUCAGGUGCCAUUGGUUGUGAAAUGUUGAAAAACUGGGCUUUGAUUGGGUUAGGUUCAGGUGAAAAAGGUCAUAUAGUUGUUACAGAUAAUGAUUCCAUCGAAAAAUCUAAUUUAAACCGUCAAUUCUUAUUUAGACCAAAAAAUGUUGGUGGUAAUAAAUCAGAAGUUGCUGCUGCUGCUGUGAUUGCUAUGAACCCAGAUUUACAAGGCAAAAUAACUGCCAAGAUCGAUAAAGUUGGCCCUGAGACUGAAAAUACUUUCGACGAUGCAUUCUGGUCGAAUUUAGAUUUUGUCACUAACGCUUUAGAUAAUAUUGAUGCACGUACUUAUGUUGAUCGUAGAUGUGUCUUUUUCAGAAAGCCAUUAUUAGAAUCUGGUACUUUGGGUACUAAGGGUAACACUCAAGUUGUUAUUCCAAAUCUAACAGAAUCUUACUCUUCCUCCAGAGAUCCACCUGAAAAGUCUAUUCCAUUAUGUACUUUACGUUCUUUCCCUAAUAAGAUUGAUCAUACUAUUGCUUGGGCUAAGUCUUUAUUCCAAGGUUAUUUUACUGACGCACCAGAAAAUGUUAACAUGUAUUUAACUGAUCCAAAUUUUAUUGAACAAACUAUGAAACAGAGUGGUGAUGUUAAAGGAAUCUUAGAAUCUAUUUCUGAUUCCGUAACUAAGAAGCCAACUAAUUUUGAUGACUGUAUUGAAUGGGCAAGAUUAGAAUUUGAAAAGAAGUUCAACCAUGAUAUUAAACAAUUAUUAUACAAUUUCCCACCUGAUGCCAAAACAUCAUCUGGUGAACCAUUUUGGUCUGGUCCAAAACGUGCGCCAACACCAUUGACUUUUGAUAUAAAUAAUGAAGAUCAUUUCCAUUUUGUUGUUGGUGCUGCUAAUUUACGUGCAUUCAAUUACGGAUUGGAAGGUGACGUUACUGCACCAAAUAAAUCGCAUUAUGAAUCGGUCAUUAGCUCUUUGAUGGUUCCAGAAUUUUCAGCCAAUGUUAAUUUAAAGAUUCAAGUUAACGAUGAAGAUCCAGAUCCAAACGCUGGUAAUGUUCCAGACGAUUUGGACUCAUUAGCUGCUUCUUUACCAAAGCCUACAACUUUGAAGGGUUUAUCAUUACAACCAGUUGAAUUCGAAAAAGAUGAUGACACUAACCAUCAUAUUGAAUUUAUUUCAUCAUGCUCAAAUUGUAGAGCACAAAACUAUUUUAUUGAAACUGUUGAUCGUGCUAAAACCAAAUUCAUAGCAGGCCGUAUCAUUCCAGCUAUUGCUACGACUACCUCUUUGGUUACAGGUUUGGUUUUAUUGGAACUAUGCAAGGUUAUUGAUGCGAAGACAGAUAUCGAACAAUACAAGAAUGGGUUUGUUAAUCUAGCAUUACCAUUCUUUGGGUUUUCUGAACCAAUUGCAUCAGCCAAAGGUAAAUAUAACGACAAGGAGUAUGACAGAAUUUGGGAUAGAUUUGAUAUCAACGGUAAUCCAACCUUAAGUGAUAUUAUUAAAUAUUUUGAAACUGAAGAAAGUUUAGAAAUCAGUAUGUUGUCUUAUGGUGUGUCACUAUUAUAUGCAUCUUUUUUCCCACCAAAGAAGUUAAAGGAAAGAAUGAACUUAACAAUGAAAGAAUUAGUAAAGUUGGUUACUAAGAAAGAAAUUCCAAGCCAUGUUAGCACAAUGAUUUUAGAAAUCUGUGCUGAUGAUAAGGAAGGAGAAGAUGUCGAAGUUCCCUACAUUGUUGUCCAUCUUUAG
Molecule: messenger RNA, 3045 nt
Organism: Henningerozyma blattae CBS 6284
Lineage: Eukaryota; Fungi; Ascomycota; Saccharomycetes; Saccharomycetales; Saccharomycetaceae
Gene: UBA1
Product: E1 ubiquitin-activating protein UBA1
Exons: 1
Coding region: 1-3045 (1014 amino acids)
Biological process (GO): protein sumoylation
Cellular component (GO): SUMO activating enzyme complex; cytoplasm
Molecular function (GO): SUMO activating enzyme activity
Source: RefSeq, a predicted model, not a curated record